Messenger RNA from Pieris brassicae (large cabbage white), 2956 nucleotides. RefSeq names its product 4-coumarate--CoA ligase 1-like. Bases 87 to 1718 code for a protein of 543 amino acids. Gene Ontology annotation, molecular function: long-chain fatty acid-CoA ligase activity. The transcript has 10 exons. The record is from RefSeq and is a predicted model, not a curated record. Lineage: Eukaryota; Metazoa; Arthropoda; Insecta; Lepidoptera; Pieridae. Gene Ontology annotation, biological process: long-chain fatty acid metabolic process; fatty-acyl-CoA biosynthetic process.
UGUAGAGUACAUUAAAAAACGGUAUAUUAAUAAAUAUCGCUUAGAUAACAGUUUCGUUUUGCGUCCGCAAGAGGAAGUGUUCUAAAAUGAUUUUUAGUGAUGAAUUUAAAGAUGGGGUGUUUUACGGAAAACAAGAUUUUAAUAUACCAUACCAUAUGAAUUUUGGUGCAUUUAUCGUAGAAAACAUUUUAAAUUAUAGAGAAAAAAUUGUUCUGAUUAAUGGAGUGACAGGGGAGGAAAUAACAUACAGAGAGUUUGCACAAAGAGUAGUGAACACUGCUGACUCUCUAACUCAUUUGGGAGUGGAUGUUGGAGAUGUUGUCGGUGUUUUUAGUGAAAACCGAAUAGAGUUUAUACUUACAGCAUGUGCUGUGUUUUGCGUUGGCGCAACUGUUACUUUUUUUAAUACUUCCUAUGGCGAAAGCGAGCUAAGUCACGCGAUUAACAUAUCUAAGCCAAAAUAUAUUUUUCUCUCGGGAACUGCAUGCGACAGUCACUAUGAAAAUCUGCAGAAGCAUAAAAUGAUAAGAAAAUACAUUUUGUACGACGACAGAGGGUCAUCGAGGUCACAAAAUGUAGUGUACUUCAAGGAUUUAGUAAAGUGCAAGGUGGAUUUAAAUUUAUACAAACCUGUACAUCUUGGAGGAAGAAUUCUAACGAGUAUGAUAUUAUAUUCAUCUGGGACAACUGGACCAGCGAAAGGCGCAAAGAUUACUAAUCUUAAUUUAAUCACCUCAGCACAUCAACCACCCCCAAGUAAGCGAGACCUCAUUGCACUAUCUAUAUCUCCCUGGUGUACAUGUAUGGGUAUAGCUACCCUGCUUAACGCAAUUAUCCAUGGCAAGACCACUGUCUUUCUCACGAGAUUUAACGAAAAGCAGUUUCUACAAACAAUUGAAACAUUCAAGAUAGGAUUCAUUCUAGUACCACCACCCCUUCUAGUAAUGUUGUGUAAAUCGGAACUGGCUAAAACCUUUGAUCUUAGCUCGAUAGAAGUUCUCAGCAGUGGAGGCGCAACUACGAACUUGGAAGUGAUAAAUCAAAUAAAAACGAGAUUUCCACAGAUAAAAUGUGUUUUACAAGGAUAUGGUAUGACUGAAGCUACAGGUGCAGUCACUUAUGACACAGAAGAAAAUCCAAGGGAAGGAAGCGUGGGAAAAGUUGUUCCGGGAAUUAUUCAAAAGAUAGUUGAUCCUGAUACUGGUAAGGUGUUGGGGUAUAGAGAGCCAGGUGAAAUAUGCAUCAAAGGCCCAGUUGUGUUCGAAGGUUACAUAAGAAAUAACUCUAGUAGCAACUUAUACCCAGAUGGGUUUUAUAGAACAGGCGAUAUCGGUUAUUAUGACGAAGAAGGUUAUUUUUACAUUAUUGACAGAAUUAAGGAAUUGAUAAAAUAUAACGCUUGGCAGGUAUCCCCUUCGGAGCUGGAAGCACUUUUGUUAAAACACGAUGAUAUAAAAGAUGCGGCGGUUAUUGGGGCACCAGACUCUUCAGCUGGUGAGCUUCCCACUGCGUUUAUUGUGAAGAAAGAAAAUUCACUCAUCACAGAUACGGAAAUACUGGAGUUUGUUGAUAACAAGGUAGCAUCAUGGAAGAAGUUACGUGGUGGCGUUAUCUUCGUAGAUUCAAUCCCUAAGAAUCCAAGCGGUAAAAUAUUAAGGAGACAGUUAAAACAACUACUAGUGGAUAAAAGAAAAGGAAAAUCUCAGAGCAAGCUUUGAUCAAUAAUGAAAAAGAAAUGACACUGUAGAACGUGAAGGUGCAUCUAUGUUAUGGAAGUUUUAUUUUGAACAAAAUAAAUGUAAAUACUACUUAAAUGCAGUCUAAAAAAAAUAUCAAAGACAAUGUUUCUUUAAAAAAAAGGGGCGGUACUCUAGGUUUCAGAUUUCUGUACCUGUUUCGUGAUAACUUAUUUUUCUUAAUAAGCAAAUAGUUGGGCAUUCUAUGACUAACACCCGCCAUCAAGAUUUAGGUCUCAGGCAUAUCGAUUCCUGAAGAUUUUUUUCUUCACCGUACGAGCGGUUACUAAUUGCGGACAGAAAAAAAACUUUAUUGGUGCAAAUUCAUUACUUAAAUUAUGUUUCAAAUUAUUAAAGUAAUUUAAUUAAUGAAUAGAUUUAUUCGAUUUAUUUAUUUACUAAUUAACUCAAGAUAGGGGCAGAACAUCAUCAGUACAAAAUUAAGGUCUAUACCGUCUUUGUGUAUACAAUUGUUUAUUUCGGAAGUCCUUUAAAAAUUUAAGCCCCAUUGUAACUCUCGUUGUGCAUUUAUCCAUUAAUGAAUAGUGCAGUGAUUUAUAUGUAAUAUUAAAUAUCGAAACAGUUAACCAUUAUUUUUCCUUAAAUUAAUGCCUCUCGACCAGAAUUUUCUUAAAAUAAAACUAGUAAUUAAAUACAACAGAAAACUUUCCUUUUAUACCUACGCAAUUAAAUUCCUAUAAGCUCGAAGCUUGGAGACAGAUUGAAUAUCAUAAUGACAGCAUUUAAACCACCGCGUAAUGUGUAUCAACAACUUGUUAAAGCCAGUUAAAGGGACUAAUUAGUUUUUAUCUAGAAUAUUUAACACGAAGCCACUAUUAUAAGCUAUAAAUUGCAAUCUAGUUUAUGUCGUUGACUUUCAAAGGGCUAUUUCUAAAAUUGACGCAUAGUAUUUUAUUCUGUCAUAACAAAAUGAAAAAGUCUUGCACUUAAAUAGCAAAGAUCUGGGAACUAGCUGUGUAGAAAUAAAUAAUAGCCUAUCAUUUUCAAGGUUAGAUCGGUUUUUUUGUUAAGCGUUCUCGUAUAUAGAAUUAUCUGGAAUCGCUUUACAACCUUACAGGGACACCGUGAUUUAAUAUUAUGCACAAAACGACACAUCUACAGCCGGUAUUUCAUCCACGGCCUCACGGUUGACUAAUAGACAAAAUUUUCUAUUAGGAUAGAAUAUAAAAGUUGGUCUAAAGAGGGUUUAUUAACAUUUA